This is a messenger RNA of Salmo salar (Atlantic salmon), 3245 nucleotides long. The record is from RefSeq and is a predicted model, not a curated record. Lineage: Eukaryota; Metazoa; Chordata; Actinopteri; Salmoniformes; Salmonidae.
AUGGAGAAAGUGUUUGAUGUGUGUUUAUAUGAGUCCAGGUGGAGGGACAGAAACAGGAAAGCCAAAGCCUCUCCACGAGCCGGGGGACGGAACGGCAAACCGGCCACCACUGAGGACGAAGAGGAAGAGGAGGAUCAGGGCGAGGCACCGAGGAAGAGGGCUCGUAAGAAGAAAGCCAGUGCCCAGGACAGCGAGGAAGAGGAGGAGGAAGACGACAGAAGCGUCAAGCGGAAGGGCACAAAGGCUGCGGGCAUAAAGAAAAAGGCAGUCAAGGAGGAGAGUGAGGAGGAGGAGGAGGAGGAGGAACGAGGGAAGAAAAAGAAAGGCGGAAAAGUGACUAGCAAGAAGCAGAAAGACGAGCAGAACAAGGAAAAGAAGGGUGAUGCCAAAGGCAAAGGAGGGAAGGACAAAGGGAAUGGGAAAGACAAGAAAAAGAAGAAUGGAAACUCUUCUUCUUCGGGCGAGUCAGGGGACGAGGAUUCUCUGUCGGAGGGGGAGAUGGCUUCUCUGAAGGAGGAGGUGGAGGAGAAGAAGAAGCUGAUAGCCACUCUCAGGAACAAACCGUGGCGCAUGAAGAGGAGGCUCAAACUCCUCAAGGAAUGCCAGGCGUUUGUGGAGAAGUUUGAGGGGGCUCUGGGAAAGGGCAAAGGGAGGAAGCUCUAUGCCUACAAAGUCAUGAUGGCUAAGAAAAUGAUCAAGUUCAACCGUGACUUUGACAAUUUCAAAACAGCCUGUAUUCCGUGGGAAAGAAAGAUAAAAGAGGUUGAGAGUCACUUUGGGUCAUCUGUGGCUUCCUACUUCAUCUUCUUGCGGUGGAUGUACGGUCUAAACCUGGUCCUGUUUGCGUUCAUGUUUGGUCUUGUGGUUCUCCCAGAGGUGAUGAUGGGUCUUCCGUAUGGGUCUAUUCCCAGAAAAACUGUUCCCAGAGCAGAGCAGGACAGAGCCAUGGACAUCUCUGUCCUCCUUGAUUUUGGUGGUUACUGCAAGUACUCUAUUCUCUUCUAUGGUUUCUAUAAUGACGAGCGCACCAUCGGAAUCCUCCAGUUCAGACUGCCUCUCUCCUACCUACUAGUUGGUGUAGGCAUCUUCGGCUACAGCCUGAUGGUGGUCAUUAGAACGAUGGCUCGUAACUCGGAUGAGGGAGGAGACGGUGGGGAUGACGGACAGUUCACCUUCGCAUUUAAGAUGUUCACCAGCUGGGAUUACCUCAUUGGCAACCCAGAGACAGCCGACAACAAGUAUGCCUCCAUCACCACCAGCUUUAAGGAAUCCAUAGUAGACGAACAGGAGAACCAGAAGGAUGAGAACAUCCACUUGCGGAGGUUCCUGCGGGUUCUAGCCAACUUUUUAAUCCUCUGCAGCCUGGGGGGCAGCGGCUUCCUCAUCUAUUUUGUGGUCAGGAGGUCUCAGGAGUUUGCCAACCUCGAUCAGGAUGAGCUUUCCUGGUUUGAAAAGAAUGAGGUGGAGUUUGUGAUGUCACUGCUGGGGCUGGUGUGCCCCCCUCUCUUUGAGACCAUCGCUGAGCUGGAGGAGUACCACCCUCGUAUUGCCCUCAAGUGGCAGCUGGGCCGCAUCUUUGCCCUGUUCCUCGGAAACCUCUACACCUUUCUGUUCGCCCUUUUUGAUGAAGUCAACGCAAAGUUGGAAAAGGAGAAGUCUAUUAGGAAUGCCACUAUCUGGGGUCUGAAUGAGUACUAUUCCAACUAUAGCUCCUACCACAACACUACUGACAUCCCCCCUCCAGACAUCCACCCUGCUGAUGUCAUCAGAGGGCCGUGCUGGGAGACCGCCGUUGGCAUAGAGUUUGUGAAGCUCACCGUCUCUGACAUCCAGGUGACGUAUAUGACCAUCCUGAUUGGUGACUUCCUGCGAGCCAUGAUCGUGCGUUUCCUCAACUACUGCUGGUGCUGGGACCUGGAGGCUGGAUUUCCAUCCUAUGGAGAGUUUGACAUCAGCGGCAACGUGCUUGGAUUAAUCUUCAAUCAAGGAAUGAUUUGGAUGGGUGCGUUCUACGCCCCUGGCUUGGUAGGGUUGAACGUCUUGCGUCUCCUCACCUCCAUGUAUUACCAGUGCUGGGCAGUGAUGAGCUGUAACGUUCCCCAUGAGAGGGUCUUCAAGGCCUCUAAAUCUAACAACUUCUACAUGGGCCUCCUCCUCCUGGUGCUCUUCCUCAGCCUUCUGCCCGUGGUUUACACCAUAAUGACCCUGCCGCCCUCCUUCGACUGUGGCCCCUUCAGCGGAAGGGAGCAAAUGUAUCAUGUCGUCAUGGAGACUAUAGAGAACGACCUACCAGCAUUCAUUGGGAAUAUCUUCACCUACGCAACUAAUCCUGGGCUGAUCUUACCAGCAGUGCUGCUGAUGGUGUUGGCCAUCUACUAUCUGAAUGCGACCUCUAAAAACUAUCAAAAUGCCAACCUGGAACUGAAGAAGAAGAUGCAAAUGGCUAGAGAUGAGGAGAAGAACCGGAGGAACAACAAGGAGAACACCAACCAGGUGAUGCAGGACCUGGAAGACCUUCUGCCCAACCGCUCUCUGCUCCCCCCUGCUGCUGCUGCUGCUGAGGAGGAGGAGAAGCCCCAACCAGAGAAAGUGCACGAGAAGGGAAGCAAAUCUCCCAAAGGGGCAAAACGUCCAGGAGCAGCAGCCAAUGGCAAGGGGGUUAAUCUUCAGAAGGAUGUUUCGUUGGCUACAUCAAACCCCAAAGCAGCUGUGACCCAUCCCCCAGGCCCAAGGGGGCCGUCUGGAAACGCCAGAGGACCACCCCCAGGGCCUGCGAGGGGCAGAGGGAGGGGCACACCUCCCUCUAGACGCUAAAUAGGUGAAAACCAGGGUGCUAGGAUGUCAAUACCACCCUGACAAAUCAGGCUGUAGACAAGCAGGGUUGUGUUCAUUAGGUACCAAACGUAAGAAAACAGACCGAAACGCCAAUAAGAAAAGUCCCUUGUUUUCCAUUGCAAAAAGUUUGCGUUCCAUAUCCUAAUGAACAUGACAAUAUGAAUCUGGCCAAAGAUCUAAAGCCUGUAGGUAGUAUUUGUAACACCCUCACAAUCAUGACAGAACAGCAUCCUAAACCCAUUUAUAAACAAACAUGAUCAGAUAUUCUGUGACCAAUUUAGGGAACGUUUAUUUCUUUUUAUUUGUCUCAGCAGAGAUCUAAACUUCUACUCAUUUAAGUCUGAAAUCGUACGUUAAUAGUUUGUAAGAUAUCCAUUUGUAGUACUUUUUUUUGUGCCAGCACUUUACAU